Nymphalis io (European peacock) is the source of this 6962-nucleotide messenger RNA. RefSeq names its product phospholipid-transporting ATPase VD. NCBI's taxonomy places the organism in Eukaryota, Metazoa, Arthropoda, Insecta, Lepidoptera, Nymphalidae. Bases 347 to 4408 code for a protein of 1353 amino acids. Gene Ontology annotation, molecular function: magnesium ion binding; ATP binding; ATPase-coupled intramembrane lipid carrier activity. The record is from RefSeq and is a predicted model, not a curated record. Gene Ontology annotation, cellular component: plasma membrane. Gene Ontology annotation, biological process: phospholipid translocation. The transcript is spliced from 16 exons.
CUUUGCUGUCUUUGCUUGUUUUUGAGUUUGUCUCGUGCAUACUUCAUGUGUGACUGUUGCUUUCGUGGUGAUCAAAUAUUGCUGUAUUGUUAUCUUUAUAUUCGUCAAAAAUGUUUUCAAUUUUGAAACUUUCUAAAUCACUUAAAGAGUUUCUGUGUAUUUCCGAAAUAUGAACGUUAGUUAUGUUUAAAAAAGUGGACAGAUGAUUUUAAACCAUAUGCUUCGAAUUUUCAACACAUUCUCUUUAGUUGUAUUGAGACCACUAAAUUAUACGGUCUGGCACACUAAAUACCGAGAUUUUAAAUGCAAGGAAAAAGUAAACCGAACGACCUUCAGAUGAAUAAAAAUGUCAACAGAAGGAAGUGGAGAAACUCCUUCAGCUGUACCAAGUCUGCCAGGAGCACCCGAGCAAACUUACCUUUUUCCAAAAGCGAAAGGACAUUCACGAUCCAUCAGUCAUGGAGGGGUGCCAAUGUUGUCCGGGAACCCGACGAGCGUUCGGCCAGCUCUCAAGUCAGCUUUGCGAGGACAUCAACGCGCUCUGUCCCACGGUCAAAUUGGGGAAGGGCCACGCGCGGCUACUGGUUCAGGACAUAGUAGAACCGGGAGUCGUACAGAUUUCAUUUUACCACCGGGACAUCGGGAACCUGUGCCUGCAAGUGCUCAACCACGUUUGUCCUCAGUUCGUGGGCAUCACUCCCGUCAAGCAUCACGCUCUGAUUCAAUUUAUACCUUACGUCGAGCAUCAGUCGUAGCACCGUGGCGCCGCGCUGUUUUCUGGCUUAUGCGCCGUCAGCAACCCGCCGUCGACAAUCGACAUUUGAUAGUCAUCCCAAACCACCUUGUUCCCGACAAAACGCCCCCUAAAGACCAUCCAAAUGGACAGAGAUGCAAUAACAAAAUCAGGACUACUAAAUAUACAUUACUGUCUUUUAUCCCCAAAAAUCUAUUUGAACAGUUUCAUAGGAUUGCAAAUGUGUACUUUAUUUUUAUUGUGUUAUUAAACUGGGUGCCUGCUAUCAAUGCAUUUGGCAAGGAAGUAGCAAUGCUGCCAGUGUUGUUUGUGCUUGGUGUAACAGCUAUCAAGGAUCUCUUUGAGGAUCGUCGCAGACAUCUGUCCGAUAAGAGAAUAAAUAAUUCUUUUUGCAGAGUCUACAAAAAAUCAAUGGAAAGGUACGUCCGUGUGAAAUGGAGAGACGUACGUGUAGGGGAUCUAGUCCACCUCUCGAACAACGAGGCUGUACCAGCAGACAUGGUGUUGUUGCACUCUUCGAAUCCUCUUGGAAUUUGUUACUUGGACACUUGCAAUCUAGACGGCGAAACGAAUUUAAAACAACGAAUUGUUGCACCAGGAUUCAGAGACAAACAACUGGAAUUUAAUCCGAUAAAAUUCAGAAGUUCUGUUGAAGUGGAACGACCGUCUACGAAAAUAUACAGAUUUACUGGAACGAUUUCACAUCCCAACGGCUGUCGUGUGCCGCUUAAUUCAGAGAACCUCCUGUUGAGAGAGUGCACGAUCAAGAACACAGAUUACGUUGAAGGUAUCGUCGUCUAUGCGGGGCACGAAACAAAGGCAAUGCUCAACAACGGGGGACCGAGAUAUAAAUGUUCAAAGCUGGAAAAAAAAAUGAACACGGAUGUUAUAUGGUGUGUUCUCGUCCUACUAUUCCUGUGUUGUGCGGGAGCAGUUGGGUGUAAAGUGUGGUUGGAUCAAUAUAGUCCAUUUCUAUACAAAUACACGCCCUUUAUACCCUACGCAGAGAAACCAGCAUAUGAGGGUUUGCUUAUAUUCUGGACGUAUAUAAUUGUGCUGCAAGUCAUGAUACCAGUUUCUCUCUAUGUGACUAUCGAAAUGACCAAACUUUUGCAAGUGUACCACAUCCACCAGGACGUCGAAAUGUACGACUCGGUAACAAAUACACGAACGGAAUGUCGCGCGUUAAAUAUAACCGAGGAAUUGGGGCAGAUUAACUACCUGUUCAGUGAUAAGACGGGGACAUUAACUGAAAAUAAGAUGGUGUUCAGGCGAUGCACUGUGAGCGGAGUCGAUUACGAUCACCCGCCUGGACCAGAUGCGGAGCCCUCGACCACUCUACCGCCCAUUGUUACACCCGUAACAAAAGUGUCCCCGAACAGAAGAAUGCUUCAACAUCUACUCGAUAGCAACGAUGCUCAGCAUACCCAAAAGGUACGAGAGUUCUUACUAAUCUUGGCGGUGUGUAACACGGUUGUCGUGAGUCAACCUCACGUCGACGAUAUGCAGAUGUCCAGCUCCAGCAGUGAUCAGUUCAGAUCACAGAAAGCUUCGAAGUCCAACGGCACAUUACGAUCCAAUGAUAAGUACGCUAGAUUAACUGAAUCUCGGUCCACCACGCCGUCGCCGCCGCCGUCCACCACCUCGCCGUUGCGCCUUCGCUUGCCCAAACUACCGUUUGGCAGUCGAGAAGAAAGCAUCAGCGAACCGAGCACCUCGGCUGAGAUACAGUUGGCACGUUUCGAAGCCGAAAGUCCAGAUGAACUGGCUUUAGCCGAAGCGGCUUUGGCAUACGGAUACGAACUCCGGGGAAGAUCGCCAGAUGACGUGGAACUGGGAAUACGAGGGGAAUUAACUCAUCUUAAAGUGCUACGAGUGCAGCAGUUUGAUUCUAAUAGGAAGUGCAUGUCGGUUGCACUGAGGGUGCCCACUGGUCAGGUGGUUCUAUACGUAAAGGGAGCAGAUAGUACAGUUCUUGGAGCUCUAGCGCCAAUGCGAGCUGGAUCCGCAGAAGCGGCUGCUUUUGAAAGGACUAGGUCAUUGUUGUCUGAGUACUCCCGGGCGGGUCUACGUACACUGGUUAUGGCGAAACGUACCAUGCAGCCUGCGCUUUGGGAAGAAUGGCUCGCUGGUCAUGCACGUGCCUCUGAAAUCGGUGAAGGUAGAGAAAAACGACUGCGAGAUUCAUUGGCACGACUGGAGAGCGCCCUCACUCUCGUCGGAGCUACCGGCGUCGAAGAUCGCCUCCAGGAAGACGUGCCACGGACCGUACGAGCCUUGCUCGAUGCGGGAAUAGUCGUGUGGGUGCUGACCGGCGACAAACCCGAAACGGCCAUAAAUAUCGCCUACUCCGCGGCGCUGUUCUCGCAGAGCGAUCGUCUCCUACAUUUGAUGUCUCGGGACAAAGAGCACGCCGAGUCCACCAUCAAGAGCUACCUGGAGGGCGGCGCGGGCGGCGCGGGCGGCGCGGGGGGCGCGGGGGGCGCGGCGCUGGCGGGGCGCGCGCUGGUGGUGGACGGGCGCACGCUGACGUACAUCCUGGACCGGCGCUCGGGGCUGGUGGCGCCCUUCCUGUCGCUGGCGCGGCGCUGCUCGGCCGUGCUGUGCUGCCGCGCCACGCCGCUGCAGAAGGCCUACAUCGUCAAGGCAGUCAAAGAAGAACUGGGAGUUACGACUUUGGCUAUCGGCGACGGAGCGAACGACGUUUCUAUGAUACAAACAGCCGACGUUGGAGUCGGUCUGUCGGGUCAGGAGGGUCGUCAAGCAGUAAUGGCGUCAGACUUCGCGCUCUCCCGUUUUAAAUUCAUUGAGAGGCUGCUACUUGUACACGGACACUGGUGCUACGAUCGCCUGGCGAGGAUGAUUUUAUACUUUUUCCUCAAAAAUGCCACAUUCGUGUUCAUAGUAUUCUGGUAUCAGCUGUACUGCGGGUUUUCGUCGUCCGUGAUGAUAGAUCAACUGCACCUCAUGGCGUACAACCUCGCCUUCACCGCCUUCCCCCCCAUCGUUAUAGGCGCGUACGACCGCGCGGCGCCGGCGGCGCUGCUGGGCGAGCGCCCCGGGCUGUACGCGGCGUCGCGGCUCGGGCGCGCCUACCGCGCGCACUCGUACUGGCUCGUGCUGGCCGAGUCCGUCUACGUGUCCGUCGUCGUGUUCUUCGUGGCCGCCGCCGCCUACUGGGACACCGACGUCGACAUCUGGCUCUUCGGCCUCUGCAACAUGACGUGCUGCCUCGUCGUCAUGCUGGUCUACGUCGCCAUCGAGACGAGGAGCUGGACGGUGAUCCACCUGCUGGCGCUGUCGGGCUCGCUGGGCUCGUUCUUCGUGCUGACGCUCGUGUACCAGUCGGUGUGCGUGUCGUGCUUCAAGCUGCCUUCCACCUACCACGUGAUGCACCACGCCUUCGUGGACCCCAUCUACUGGCUCGUUGUGAUCCUCUCCACUGUCGCCGCUCUAGCGCCCAGACUGGCGUGGCACGCCGCGCGUAACUCCAUCCGGCCGGGCACGCUGCGCCGCGCCGUGCUCGCGCGGCGGCGGCGCGCCCGCCCCUACGCCGCACACUACCACACGCCCUCCGCCUCCGCGCACGUCUACAGGUCGACGGACGAGGACGGACUGCAGAAGACGCACUCAGACGUGGCGGCAAUAACGUGACGUCAGCACGCUCCACCCGCAUACGUUUAACCCUAGGCUGUGAUCUGUCGUUAGAACUAAUGUAUGAUAGUUAUUAUAGAGUAAUAUAUAAUAUCGCUUUUGUACGAUACCGCGGGACCAAUGCGUCAGUUGUCUGGACGUGAGUACGUCAGGACGCGACGGGCGAAUCGUGCCUUCCUUAUCUCACGCUAGUAUUGACAUUAGUAAGUGUUCAUGAGUAUCAGUUUGCUUACGAAGAUCGUAAUUCGAUAGAUCUGCCUGAUGCUUUUAAUUUUUGUAAUUCGAACUAUGUUACCCAUGUUCAUUAUGUGUUCAAGUUUUGUUUGUACUUAUUUUAUGCAUUAAGCUUAUAUUUAAUUUUUCGAUAUUAAAUUAACCUUGCCAGGCCCGAUUAUAAAUUGCGAUUUGCACUUUAUUGAAUACAGUUCACUUCGUUACUUAAAUUAUUAUUUUUUAGUUCCAAAAUAAAAGACUAACUGAUGCCAAUAAUUGAUAAAAAAAAUUAGAAUGAUCGAGUAAACUUGUAAAUGUGUAGCGGUUUCUAAAACCUCUUAUGUUUUUCGUGUUCAUAUUGAUGUGUGAUAAUGUAACCAUGAAUGUUGAGAAUUGUGUAUUUUUGUAUGAACUAGACAGACGUUGGCUUCCUUCGUGUCAUAGCUAGUAGUGUACUUGCCUUGUCGGAGACUGCACGUGUAUCCGUACAGGCAUCUCUGUCUAACCUCUUGGCGACGAGUAUUACGCUUAUCCAGGAACAGCGUGAUAACACGAGCCGAAUAUAUCAGAUGGUGAGAAAUAUACUUGGUGCAUUUAUAAUAGUUCCCGUGUAAUUCGAACAUUCCAUUUCUUCAAUUAAUUUCAAAGUAUAUAAGAUAAAGGGGGUAGUUAAAAUGAACAUCAAAUUUCGAUCACUUAUUUAAUGCAUAUUUUUUUUCUAUACAAAUUUUAUAUAACCUGAAUAUCUAUAAAGUGCCUUGUCCAGCGUACCCACCAGUGUAUUUCUUUCCAUAAAAAUCCGAUGAUUAUGUCUAGAUGUUUCCUAAAGAUUUGACUAUUUUUAAUACUGUUUCUAAUUGUACAUACAUUACAGACAAAUAUAUAUUUCUACAUAAAUAAUUGUUAAUGUACAGUAGGAUAUUUUUAUAUAAAUAAAUAUUUGUGUAAAUACCUUGUACGUUCUAAGACUGUUGUUUAUUUUAGAUCUUUUAAUUUGUUGAUUUAUUAAACGUAUUGUGUAUUGAUAGAAUAUGUAUUUUCCAGUCAUGUUAAGGUUCUGACUGUCAGAUAUAAUGACAAUGCCUGGAAGGUAGAUCUUGCCAUAAAAUUGAAACUUUAGAUCUUGUAUGGAUUCCUAUGUGAAGUAAUAAAGGUGUCCCGCUUCCAGAUUAUUAAUGGACAAGUUAGUUUUAGUAACCUUACUGAUGCUAUUAAGGAACGUCAUUACUUCAAAGAAUAUAUUUUUAAUUUGCUACUAAAUAAAUACAAUUUUAUACAAUAUGGCUCGAAUUUUAAUAAUGAAAUUCCAUAAUAGAAAGGUUUGCCAUAGACAAUAAAUAAAAAAUUAUCCAUUUUAAUAAAUUUACCGCAAUUUUAUUAGGCUUAUUCUAUUAUUGUUAUAUUGAAAAAUAAAAUUGUUUUAAAAUGUUCAAAUUACUAAGUUAGUUACCGUUGGUAUUUAGGACGAUGUAAUCAAACAGUAUUUUAAUUUAAAAUCGACUAGUCCUUUCAACGAAUGUUAGUGUUUGCAUUAAUUUUAAUGUAAAAGAUCUUCCUAUGAUUUCUUGAGGUAAAAAAAAUUAGCAUUUAGCAGCAAUUGUAUUAAAUUAUAACAAUUAUGUUUUAUUUAUUAAUAAAUAGUUGAAUAAUAUCACCCAUUUUCUUUAAACAAACAAUAAAAGUGCAUCCGUUGCAAAAAAACCCAUAAUAUAAUAAUUAUUUUAAGUCAUAGAUGAUCCAGUAAAUUUAGAAGUGCCUUUGUCUCAGGAAAAGAUAGAAGUUUAGGAUAUAUAAAUUUAUUAUAGCAAAGUCAAUGUGUCUCGAUAAUUUUUAUUAUUUUAAUAUUAAAACAGAUCGAACAGAUAAAACAGAAAUCUUUUAAAAUAAAUGAAAACAAAAAUUAAAUAAAAAACUAAAUCAUUAUUAAUUAUAAAGUUUUUCAGUCAUUUAGUUUUGAUGGGAUUUGGUUAAAACAUAGAUCUCUCUCUAUCUGUCAUCAUUCGAAAGAAGGAUUUAUAGGUAAAGCUGGAAACUUUAAAUUGUAACAUUUGCAACAACCUGCAACAACAACCUACUUUUCUAUUUUUGUGCUUUUACAUCAUGAAUUUCGACGGAUGCACUCUUAAUUGAACCUCAUUUGACGCUACUAACCAGAACAAAUGUCUUUAUAAAAGCUUCGAUUCAACAAAAGUUCAAUCUUUGAAAAUUUCGUAUUAUGGUAGCGCCAAAUAAGCAUAUAUCAUAUUUUUUUACAGAAAACAAUAAGCACACUGGUGACUAGAAAAUACAUUUAUAAUCAUACAUGUUGUUUCAUUAUAAUAAUAACAAAAUAUUUAAUUUC